GCGCUUACUCACCAAUAAUCGGUGAUGCAAUAAGCAUCUCGGAGAAGCAGACUUCGUGGGUUUGACAGAUCAUAGUUCAUCAACAACCAUACGCCUUAUGAUAAGGAAACCUGCAUUCAAUGUGAACAGUCGAAAACCGCUACAAACAUGGCAUCUGGGCGUAAUGAACCAGCAUUUUCUAGAGGGACACACACCUUGGUAGUCCCGAUGCAGUUGUUCAAGGAAAAUCGUGAGAGACUUUGCGAACGUUUGAGAAAGAACAGUAAGAUUCCUUCAGGGGCCAUUGUGGUUCUGCAGGGCGGGGAAGCUGUGACAAGACACUGCUCAGACCAUGAGCCUCUGUUCAGACAGGAAUCGUUUUUCCAUUGGACCUUUGGUGUCGAGGAAGCGGAUUUUUACGGUGCCGUGGAAGUGGAUACUGGCAAGGCCUUCUUGUUUCCACCUAAGCUUCCAGAAGCAUAUGCUGUGUGGAUGGGAAAACUGUUGACAGAAGAAGACUUUAAGACAAGGUAUCAGGUGGAGGAGGUCUAUUUUCUGCCAGAGAUUGCAGAUGUUUUGACCAAAAAGUCGCCAUCAGUUUUACUUACAUUGAAAGGGUUGAACACAGACAGCGGCAAGUACAGCCGAGAGGCUGCAUUUGACGGCAUCAGUCAGUUCAAAGUUGACAGUGAGUUGCUUCAUCCUGAGAUUUGUGAAUGCCGAGUGUUCAAGUCUGAUCUAGAGUUAGAGGUUCUACGGUACGCAAACCGGAUCAGCAGUGAGGCACACAAGUCGGUGAUGGCAAACAUUCGACCAGGAAUGUACGAGUACCAGCUAGAGAGUCUUUUUCAACAUUUCUGCUACUUCCAAGGUGGACUUCGAAACCUAGCUUAUACAUGCAUUUGCGGAAGUGGAGACAAUGGUUCGGUGCUGCACUAUGGCCAUGCUGGUGUCCCCAAUAGCAAACAGCUCCAGGAAGGAGACAUGUGCCUUCUGGACAUGGGAGGGGAGUACUACUGCUACACGUCGGACAUCACUUGUUCCUACCCCUGCAAUGGCAAAUUCACAGAGAGGCAGAGGGGAAUCUACAACGCCGUCUACAAGGCCAGCAGGGCGGUCAUGGAGUCUGUCAAACCAGGUGUGUCAUGGGUGGAGAUGCACAGGCUAGCAAAUCGUGUCCAGCUGGAGGAGUUGACUAGACUCGGACUGCUGACGGGGGACGUGGGAGAGAUGAUGAAGGUAAACCUUGGUGCUGUCUUCAUGCCCCACGGUCUCGGACACUUCAUGGGUAUCGACACCCAUGAUGUCGGAGGGUAUCCUGAGGGCACUGAGCGUAUUCCGGAGCCUGGACUGCGUAGCCUGCGCACAGUGCGUAAUCUGGAACACAGGAUGGUCCUCACAAUAGAGCCCGGCAUCUACUUUAUCAAUGUGUUGCUAGACCAAGCCCUGAGCAACCCAGACCAUGCAAAGUUCAUGUGCAGAGAAGUUAUCGACCAGUACCGAGAAUUUGGAGGGGUUCGGAUUGAAGAUGACAUCGCUGUGACAGAAGACGGGAUGGAGUGUCUGACCGUGGUGCCUCGGACAGUGGAGGAGAUUGAAAAGUACAUGGCAGAGGCUUCCCAAGGCCCACAGGUGCCCCUGCCACAGGAUAUGGCAAAGCUGUCUCUGUAGAAGGUUGUCUUCCAUUGACAUGGCAUAGAAAAUUCCCCCUGCCACAGGAUAUGGAAAAUAAUCUGUGUAGAAUGUGACCCUGCUGCUGGGUUUGAAAAACUGACUCCACUUGUAGAAUGCAGUUGGCUGUGGUCAGUGAAUAUGAUACAACUAUUUGCUUGUGAUAUUUUUCUGCUUUGUUAUUGAUGCCAUCAUUUUAAAUAUUGGUAUGUUGACUUUCAUGAAUUUUUGUAAGUAUGAUUAUGCAAAUAUUGAUUUGUUGUUAUGUAUACUACUAAAACAGUAUCUUUACUAUUUUUAAAUCAACUGAUCUAAAAAACUGUUGUUGAAUCAUGGUCUUGUUAUUUAUAUGUAUGCACCAAUUGUGGUGUUAAAAUUAUGCAAGCAUAUUAGUUAAAACAUUUAUUUGCAUAAUAUGGGAUUGGAAUAAGUUUUUACAUUAUCUGGUUUGUCUUCCAUUCCUCUCCCAUGCACGAUUAGAACAUUAUUGUUAACAUAGUUCAUAUAACGAGAGUGAUUCAGGAUAUUAUGUGUUUCAACAAUUGCACAAGUGACCAUCAACAAGUGUCAGCAAGGAUUGCGAAAUACGGACUUCUUCAGGAACACCGCCCCACACCUCAAGUUAGAAUGCCUUCAGCAAUGCCAUGAAUAUUCAUCCAUUCAUAUUGAACAUGCUUAUCAGUAAUACAUUUUGUUUUACACGUGCAAAUGAACAUCAAAAAUUACUCGUUGACAUAAAUGUUUGAAGUCCUCAUAUGUACCUUAAAGUAGUCAUCAAAAUUAAUGUGAAUAUUUAUCAAUAAAUUUCUAAUAACAA
Molecule: messenger RNA, 2467 nt
Organism: Dreissena polymorpha
Lineage: Eukaryota; Metazoa; Mollusca; Bivalvia; Myida; Dreissenidae
Product: xaa-Pro dipeptidase-like
Exons: 16
Coding region: 148-1650 (500 amino acids)
Molecular function (GO): manganese ion binding; metalloaminopeptidase activity
Source: RefSeq, a predicted model, not a curated record